GAAGUGACGGCAAGGCGGCGAUGGCGGCUCGCAGUUUCAUUCCGGAUUUCCACUGGACUACAAACUGAAUUUAACCGGACCGGUUGGACUUUGGGGAACUUUUUUGAGAGCUGUCUCUCUUCAGACGCUGCACAGAGUGAAGUCACGUUGAACCGGCGCCUGACAACGAGCGUCCCCACAGCUUUUUGGGGGUAUUUUUGUCCUAGGUUCAAGGUGGUCACCCUGUCGAGCUAGCGGUAGCUUGGCUGCUACUAGCUAACGUUAGUUGGUACACAGCUAGCUCCGGAGCUAGCUUGUCAACGAGCUGCGUGCUAAGGUCCAUACAGAGGCAGCCGUCGAGCAGCAGCUUCUUUUGAACACGUCCACGUUUGUCUUUUAUAGCUACAAUGCGAAUGGACUUUAUUUAAUGCUUAUUGGGCCACAAGUGUGCAGAGCGAGGUACUCACACGUUUGCUUGGCCUCUGGUUAAUUUGAAUCGCUAGUUUGGCGGCUGUGGCUAAAGACGGAUUUUGAAUAUCACUAGCAAGUAAGUCCCACCACCAAUUGACCCACAAACUCUGGGGAAAAGCGUGCUAUCAAGUGAGACUUGAAGUGGGGCUGCUGUGGGUCUUUGCGUGAUCAUCAACAUGCUGAAGACCCGGCAAUGUUUACUUGGCAUCCGCACUUUUCUCGGCGUAACGUCGAGAUUAUGGGGCUUCAUCAUGUACAUCCUCAGGAAGCACCUACGGACGAUAAUCCAGUAUCAGACGGUUCGAUAUGACACUUUGCCCCUGUCACCCGUCUCCAGAAACAGACUGAAUGCAGUAAAGAGGAAGAUCCUGGUUCUGGACCUGGAUGAGACGCUGAUCCACUCUCACCAUGACGGGGUCCUCAGACCCACAGUGAGACCAGGCACGCCGCCAGACUUCAUCCUCAAAGUUGUCAUUGAUAAACAUCCAGUUAGAUUCUUCGUACAUAAAAGGCCACAUGUUGACUUCUUUUUAGAAGUGGUGAGCCAGUGGUAUGAGCUGGUGGUUUUCACGGCUAGUAUGGAGAUCUACGGCUCAGCGGUGGCAGACAAGCUGGACAACAACAGAAACAUCCUGAAACGCAGAUACUACAGACAGCAUUGUACAUUGGAUCUAGGUAGUUAUAUUAAAGACUUGUCUGUAGUACACGAUGACCUGUCCAGUAUCGUCAUCCUGGACAACUCGCCUGGUGCUUAUCGAAGCCAUCCAGACAAUGCAAUACCCAUCAAGUCCUGGUUCAGCGACCCUAGUGACACAGCACUUCUUAACUUGCUGCCUAUGCUGGAUGCACUAAGGUUUACCGCUGAUGUCCGCUCCGUCCUCAGUCGAAACCUUCACCAGCACCGGCUCUGGUGAUUGGCUGAACCAGGAGAGGGUGGGGCUUGUUGACCAGCCCCUUCCUUCUCCGCCGGCCUCCUUCCUGCCCUCCGUUCCCACACAGACGACCCACCAUCCCUCUGCAAGCCUCUCAGACGUGUUCCUGAGGAGUCGAGGGUUGGGGCGACCGCCUAACGCGGGACGAACAGUACGGGAUCACCAGAGCCCAAAAACUACUGAGGAGGGCAGGGGGGCCAGCUUGUUGUUUUUGUUUUUUUUUCUUCUUGAAUCUUUAUUUGUAUUUUUUUUUUUGUUUUUUUCAAACAAAACGGAGCCUUCUCUGCCUUAUCGCUCCUGAUACUGACUGUGUGCGAAUGAAGGUGCGCCUGUGUACGUGAGUCGGGAGAAUGCUUGCUGACUUCGUUAGUCCUUUUUAAACUUUUUUGACAAUUGGGAGGGAGGGACAAAAGGAGAAUCAGCAAAGCAACAAAGACAAUUAAUACAUUAUUAUUUCUUCUUCUCCUCCAUCAUUUCUGGACUUUGCACCUCAGCAGACAACACAUCGAUUCCCUGUCUUAACUGCUCGGAGCAUCUGAGUCGAGGAAUAUAACGAACCGCCCCCGUUUUUAGAUUAACCUCACAGCUCGACAGUGUGAUCGAUUCUUGAGGUACGUUUUUCCCCUUGAAGAAGAAAGGAUCAUCUUCGACGGUGUCACUGAUGGACUUCUGCUUGCAACAAACCAUCCACAGGCAUAUUUCUGGACUAAAAGCCACACAGCCUGUUGUAUUUUUUCUCAGUCACUCUUUCCCAAAGCUCCUUGUGGGACUCUGUGAUAAAGACGGCUGAAAAAGUUGUGAGAAAAAAGGUUGUGAUGAUAUGUGGACUGCCGUGCCGCCUCUCCAUAUCUGAUUGUUUCUCUCUUAUAAUAUAUGAUAGUACAACUUCUGCAUACCACAACAUUUUGCUCUCCCCCUUUGCCAUUUGAUGCCAUCCUUAUUUCAUCAAAUAGGAAUUGCACUUAUUUUACCCCCUUCUGUUUUUUUGUUGCAGUUGGUUUUUUGUAUUUGAUUCAAAUUUGCAGCCUUUUCCCCUACUUCAGUUUUUACCUGCUCCGCUUUCUGUAAGGGUUCAACUAUUAAACCCUCCGUCUUUAAAUGCCUUCUGAACAAUGUCAGUCUCGUCAAGGCUCACAGCGGCUUCUUAUUGGCUCUGUCUCCAGGUCUGUGUUACUAAUAAAACACUUGUCAGU
Molecule: messenger RNA, 2575 nt
Organism: Cheilinus undulatus (humphead wrasse)
Lineage: Eukaryota; Metazoa; Chordata; Actinopteri; Labriformes; Labridae
Gene: ctdnep1a
Product: CTD nuclear envelope phosphatase 1a
Exons: 8
Coding region: 627-1364 (245 amino acids)
Molecular function (GO): protein serine/threonine phosphatase activity
Source: RefSeq, a predicted model, not a curated record